This is a messenger RNA of Triticum aestivum (bread wheat), 809 nucleotides long. RefSeq lists its product as uncharacterized. Bases 1 to 606 code for a protein of 201 amino acids. Gene Ontology annotation, molecular function: metal ion binding. The record is from RefSeq and is a predicted model, not a curated record. NCBI's taxonomy places the organism in Eukaryota, Viridiplantae, Streptophyta, Magnoliopsida, Poales, Poaceae. The transcript has 4 exons.
AUGGCAACGGAGGGAGCCAAGCACGCGCGGUUCAGCCUGCAGGUGGACAUGCAGUGCCGGUGCAUGGGCUGCGUCGGCAAGGUCGAGAAGGCCAUGGCCGCCGUCGGCGGCUUCACGGGGGUCGAGACGUCGGCGGGGGACGUCGACGCUGGGGUCGUGGCCGUGGCGGGGAAGGUGGACCCGGCCGAGCUCUGCCGGUGGCUCAAGAGGAAGACGAGGAAGGAUGUCAAGAUCGUCUGCCCUCAUCCGCCGGCUGAGGAUCCUAAGCAGAAAAUGAUACUGGUUCUGGGAAGCAGCUCAAGAACCAGGGACGCGACGCCGUCAGCUCCACCGCUACCGCAACAUUUCUCCAGCGCUCUAGCAUCAUCAGGAGUUCAGUCUGACCACGAUGAUCUGCAUCUGAUCGAGGAGAAGAUCAGGGACCUCGAGAGGGCCAGGGACGCGUUGAAGGUCAGGAGCCUGAAGAACGAGCUGAGUGCAGCCAAGUCUGAGCUGAAACAAUCAAGGGAGGUGAUCAGCAACAGUAAGAAGGCUCUGCUAGACAGUGCCCUGAGCCAGCUCGACGCGUUCAAGAAACUAGAAUCACUCACUCAGGCCACCAUGUGACUGAGCCUAUUCAGUCCAUGGUUUCGCCGUCAUGCUCUGUAGUACCAGCAUGGUCGCUGUAAACCUGUUGUUAUCAAAACUUUCUUAGAGUUUUCGUGCUUCUCUGAAGCCUGAUGUUAUUGUAUUGCUGUCUGAAGUGACGAUAAGAUGUGGGUGUAGAUUUCCAUGCUGGUACAGCAGUUACCCUGCUGGAUGUUUUGGUA